AUGUCUACUUCGGGUGAUUUCGGCAAUCCCCUGCGCAAAUUCAAACUCGUCUUCCUCGGCGAGCAAAGCGUGGGCAAAACGUCUCUUAUUACACGCUUCAUGUACGAUACAUUUGACAACACCUAUCAAGCAACUAUCGGCAUCGACUUUCUUUCCAAAACGAUGUACCUCGAAGACCGAACGGUCAGACUACAGCUUUGGGACACAGCGGGCCAAGAAAGAUUCCGCAGUUUGAUCCCAAGCUACAUUCGCGACUCCACCGUAGCCGUGGUCGUCUAUGACAUAACAAAUGCAAAUUCAUUCCACCAAACUUCCAAAUGGAUUGACGAUGUCCGAACCGAGCGUGGAAACGACGUCAUCAUCAUGUUGGUAGGCAAUAAAACCGACCUGCAAGAUAAGCGGCAAAUCCUUACGGAGGAUGGCGAAAAGAAGGCCAAAGAGCUGAAUGUUAUGUUCAUCGAGACAAGCGCCAAAUCCGGCUACAACGUCAAACAACUGUUUCGUCGAGUAGCUGCAGCAUUACCUGGCAUGGAGACCAAUGAGAAAGCCAAGGAAGACAUCGUAGAAGUUGACCUAAAGGACUCCUCCUCUGAGCCUUUGAACCAAGAAGGCCGAUGCAGUUGUUAA
Rhagoletis zephyria (snowberry fruit fly) is the source of this 627-nucleotide messenger RNA. The record is from RefSeq and is a predicted model, not a curated record. NCBI's taxonomy places the organism in Eukaryota, Metazoa, Arthropoda, Insecta, Diptera, Tephritidae.